Molecule: messenger RNA, 1938 nt
Organism: Jatropha curcas
Lineage: Eukaryota; Viridiplantae; Streptophyta; Magnoliopsida; Malpighiales; Euphorbiaceae
Product: protein disulfide-isomerase 5-3
Cellular component (GO): COPII-coated ER to Golgi transport vesicle; endoplasmic reticulum
Source: RefSeq, a predicted model, not a curated record
UAAAUAAAAAUCGGAACAAAACGCAGAGUUUGGAAACGGAGAUAGUUGUGGCGUAAGUGAGGAAGGCGAACGCGAAAAGCCAAUUUGCGUCUCGGCUCUGAACAAUAGAUUUGUUGUGUGCUAAUUUGUUCAGAUUUGAGAGCUCGAACACACUCUCGCUUUCUCUGCAGUGUGCGAGCGAAAUCUCUCUGCUAGAAGCCAUGAUUUCAACGACGAAGCUUAAAUCAGUCGAUUUUUACAGAAAAAUUCCAAGAGACCUGACUGAGGCAUCAUUAUCAGGUGCAGGAUUAUCCAUAGUAGCAGCUCUCACCAUGUUAUUUUUGUUUGGAAUGGAAUUCAAUAAUUAUUUAACAGUCAGCACCUCUACGUCUGUUAUUGUUGACAACAGUUCUGAUGGGGACUUUUUACGAAUUGAUUUUAAUAUAAGCUUUCCUGCUCUAUCAUGUGAAUUUGCAUCAGUUGAUGUGAGUGACGUGUUGGGAACUAACAGGUUGAAUAUAACUAAAACAGUCCGCAAAUAUUCAAUAGAUCAUGAUUUAAAGCCCACUGGCUCUGAGUUUCACUCUGGACCAGUUUUUCAUGAGAUCAAGCAUGGAGAUGAGGUUGAUGGAGAAGUUGAUGAAGGGUCCGUGUUACUAAAUGCUCAUAAUUUUGAUCACUACUCGCAUCAGUAUCCAAUUUUGGUUGUCAACUUUUAUGCUCCUUGGUGCUACUGGAGUAAUCGUCUGAAACCUUCCUGGGAAAGUGCUGCUAAAAUAAUAAGAGAAAGGUAUGAUCCAGAAAUAGAUGGACGUAUUCUUUUGGGGAAGGUUGAUUGCACUACAGAAAAUGAAUUGUGUAGGAGGAAUCACAUACAAGGGUAUCCUUCCAUUCGCAUAUUUCGUAAAGGAAGUGAUAUUAGGGAUGAACAUGGACACCAUGAUCAUGAAUCAUAUUAUGGAGAUCGAGAUACAGAUAGCUUGGUUAAGACAAUGGAAAGUUUGGUUGCACCUGUUCCAUUAGAGACUCAUAAAUCAGAUAAUACAACACAGAAUGCCAAGAGACCAGCACCUUUGACUGGAGGUUGUAGAGUUGAAGGUUAUGUGCGAGUAAAGAAGGUUCCAGGCAACCUCAUCGUUUCAGCUCGUUCAGGGGCACAUUCCUUUGAUCCUUCUCAAAUGAACAUGUCACAUGUCAUAACCCAUCUUUCGUUUGGCAUGAAGGUUUCACCCAGGGCCUUGAGUGAUGCAAAACGUUUGGUUCCUUUCAUUGGCAGAAGUCAUGACAAGUUAAAUGGGCGGUCUUUCAUUAAUCACCGUGGUGUAGAUGCCAAUGUUACUAUAGAGCAUUAUCUUCAAAUAGUUAAAACUGAGGUGGUUACAAGACGAUCUUCUCGUGAACACAAAUUACUCGAGGAGUAUGAGUACACAGCUCAUAGUAGUUUGGCGCAGAGUGUGUACAUACCUGUUGCAAAAUUCCAUUUUGAGCUUUCUCCCAUGCAGGUCCUAAUCACAGAAAAUCCAAAAUCAUUUUCUCAUUUUAUCACCAAUGUCUGUGCCAUAAUUGGAGGUGUUUUUACGGUUGCUGGGAUAUUGGAUUCAAUUUUGCAUAACACAAUUAGACUGAUGAAAAAAGUUGAAUUAGGCAAAAAUUUUUGAUAGGAAGAUGAAAUUCAUUGUUGUAUAAACAAAAAAUCCCUGACAUUGUUAAACUCCUUUUAUUAGUUAGAAUUGUUAAGAAGAGUCGAAAUACAUCCCUCUUUGCUUUUGAUAUACGAGGCAGUGACAUUUGUGUCAAUCUUACGCAUAUUGUCAAAUUGCGAAGCACCAGUGAGUGAAGAACAAACUAACAGGAAUGGAAUAUGUUCUCUCCCAUUUAUAUUGAGCAAAGCGAUGCCACAUUUCCAGAUUUUUCAUAUUUUUGUGAAAUUUUCAUUAUUUGGUUCCACUUCCCGUAUAA